AUGAAUUCGAAAAUUGAGGCAGCUGGUGAAGUAUUUACAUAUGAACAUAAAGCAAAGGAGUUGAGCUACAUUUUCAAUAUCAAAGUCAAUCCUUUCAUUAACGAAAAAAAUUCAGUCAAGUGUUAUAAGCCGAAGAUGAAUUUUGAAUGUCAUCCUGGUCCGAUGAAUGCAUCGGUGUUGUUCUUGGGCAACAAUCACCGUGCGUUUGAGGUGUUUAAAAAUCCUACACCGUAUGAUAACCCAUUAGAUGUUAGACGAUCAGAUCGAACGUUCUGGCAACAUAUCAAACAAAAUCCGGUUAGUGGAAGGGUAGAAGCUUUAAUACAUGCAGCAGGUUUCAGCGGGAUACUGCAAUGUGGGUACAAGUAUCUUGACCACGCGUUAAUAACUGCGUUGGUUGAGAGAUGGAGGCCAGAAACUCACACGUUUCACCUUCCAUUUGGAGAAACGACCGUGACAUUACAGGAUGUCAACGUGUUGUGGGGGCUACCGAUAGAUGGGUUGCCUAUUUCUGGGGCUGACACUGGUAUGUCGAUGUAUACUGUACGCGACAAGUGUCAAACGGUGUUGGGGUUUACCCCUGAAGAAGCUUUUGUGAAGGGCAAAAGGGUUAGGUCCGCCCGAGUUUUAGCACAAAUAACGUCAUCCAAUUUUUCUGAAAAUGAAGCAUCAGAUGAAGAUUGCAUUUUUCGUGCACGUCAAAUAAUAUUUUAUUUGAUAGGGUGCACAAUCUUUCCUAAUAUUGCAAACAACCUGAUUGAUGUCAAAUUUUUAGAUUUUCUGGUAGACUUGCCCGCAUGUUCGGGAUAUAGUUGGGGAGGUGCUGUGUUAGCUCUCCUUUACAAAAACCUUUGUAAUGCUACAGCACCUAAUGCUAUAGCCAUUACUGGCCCAGUUGCGCUUCUACAAGUGUGGGCUUGGGAGAGGGUUCGCUGUUUUGCUCCUGCUAUUGCCCGGUUCCAGUACAAUGCCCCGUUAGCUGCUCGGUGGAAGGGAAGCUUAACGUGUACAGAUGUUUCCACACAUCAGCUGCAAUCAAUGACCGAGGCAACGUUUAAUUGGAGGCCAUACGACGACAUUCUCGAUAGACUCCCUGAUAUAUGUCGGAGUGGUAUGGGAAUUUGGCUGAGUUGUUGCCCUUUGCUAUGCUACGCGGUUGUGGAGCAUCACUAUCCUCAACGAGUGAUGAGACAGUUUGGCAUGUUCCAGUACAUACCUAACCCAAUUGCCAUAGAUCAUAAUGAGCAUGCCAGACUUCAUGCCAUGAACCGGAGUGGGAAAACCGGCUGGAACUGGUUAAGUCGUCACGCACCGUAUGUUAGUCAGUGGGAGGCACGUCAUCAAAACUUGGUGACGGGGGAACUCACGACAUCUGUUGGAGUUGCCAACGAUUACAUGUCGUGGUACAUGCAACAUACGGUGUUAUAUGUGUCUAACCCACAGUUGUCAGCUGGCCCUACGAGCGGAUUUCAAGACGAAGGAGCGAGGGUCCAAAUGAUGUCGGAGACGAUGGGUCUAAUUCACCGAUCUGAAGAUGUGGACGUUAUUCAUGGUGCGGCUUAUCGGGCCCUUGAGAUGUCUAAUGUUCCACAAUACACACAAUAUCUGACUCAUCUGUCACAGGAGCCGGUGGACCUUGUUUCAUAUCCUCGUACACAGAGGUUAGGUAGGCAACGACGUCGUGCUCGUGGUGGUAGAAACGUUGAAGAGGCCGGGCCAUCAAAUUGGUCGGCGUUGGCUACGGCAUGCUCCGAGGGUUUUGACGUGGGUAUGUUAUUAAACCCCCAACAGAAUGAUAUGGGUGACAACAAUCAGUUUGUAGACCCAAACAUAAGUCAGGCGGGGUUCUUUAGCCCCUCGUCCCAUAUGAUGGACCCCAACACUAGUCUGGCAGGGUUUGUUACCCCCGCGUCACAGAUGAUAACAUUUAUGCCGGAGACCCAAACAGACUAUCAUUAUUGGGCCCCAAACCAAAGUAACGAAGAUCACCGGAACCGUUAUGCAGAUGUUGAACCAAACCCCUUAGACUGGAGUCUCGACUUGAACCUGUUUCCACCACCACCGAAUGACCCAUAG
Helianthus annuus (common sunflower) is the source of this 2076-nucleotide messenger RNA. RefSeq names its product serine/threonine-protein phosphatase 7 long form homolog. The transcript has 5 exons. The record is from RefSeq and is a predicted model, not a curated record. The coding region runs from base 1 to 2076 and encodes 691 amino acids. Gene Ontology annotation, biological process: meristem development; meristem maintenance. Lineage: Eukaryota; Viridiplantae; Streptophyta; Magnoliopsida; Asterales; Asteraceae.